Messenger RNA from Cotesia glomerata, 828 nucleotides. Its product is annotated as armadillo repeat-containing protein 7. The transcript is spliced from 3 exons. NCBI's taxonomy places the organism in Eukaryota, Metazoa, Arthropoda, Insecta, Hymenoptera, Braconidae. The record is from RefSeq and is a predicted model, not a curated record. Bases 119 to 685 code for a protein of 188 amino acids.
AUGACGCUAGCCUCCAAUCAGCUGUAGUGCGGUGGUGAUGGUAACUGUUGAUGUCACGUUACCUUGAAGGUUAUUUUGUUUUUAGUUAAAAAUUUUAAUUAAUAAAAUGGAAUAAGAAAUGUUUUCUACUAAAAAACGACUAAUUGAACGCACUGGUUACAAUAAUACAGGUCGUUAUGAUUAUUUAAAAUUAUUAUCCACGGAAUUGAAAACAUCAAAGUCCAGAGAAGCUAGAAAACAAGUAUUAGCAAAUUUAUCAAACUUUGCAUAUGACCCAGUUAAUUAUGAUUACAUGCGACAAUUAAGAAUAGUUGAUUUAUUUUUACAUGUACUUUCUGAGUCUGAUAAAGUUUUUGUACAAUAUGCAAUUGGAGGUCUUUGUAAUUUAUGCUUAGAUCCAAUAAAUAAGGAAUAUAUAAUUCGCAAUCACGGAGUACAGUUAAUAAAACCACUUCUUUCAUCAAAUGAUGAACCAUCUCUGCUAUCGGCGAUUACUACGCUAAUGUUUUUAAUCACAGAAACAUCUAGAGCAGAAAUAAUAACACCGGAACUGAUAAACCAACUAGUUACUUUAUCUCAUUCGUCAAAUAAUCGUGUUAAAAAUUUAGCGACCAUUUUUUUACAAGACUACUGUGGUUUUAAUGACACUGAAACCUCUGCAGUAGCUAGUACAUCAACUGGAUAAUAUAUAAAAAAUGUAUUUAUCAAAAUUAACAAGGCGACUAAGUAUUUCAUCCCGAAAAUUUACAAGUGAAUUUGACUUUGAAAGAAAAUUCAAGGUUGGCGAUAAGGUUUCGGUGGUUAGAAAAAUAACCGAGGAUGAUGUAA